ACCAAUCCAAUCCUUUCUUCUUUCAACCCGCCAAAAACCAGAAAGCCGAAGGCCAAAACCCAAGCGCAUCUCUCCUUCUCUUCCUCACUCUUUCGCUGUCUCACCGGCGCGAAUAUCGACAGAGGAAGGCUCCCUUCGUCUCCGAUUCCAGCUGCUUCACUGAAAUUUAGGCAAUCUGGUGAAAUUUACUCUCUGAUGAACUGCUUGUCACACGUGCGUGCUUACGGUUCAGCUAUAUUUAGAAAGGCUGGUCAUUUCAUUGAAACUAGUACGUGCAACCAAUGCCGUUUUCCCUCAUGGAAAAGAAAUUUUCAGCACGCGGGUGUUAAGACUGUUGAUUUAGAGUUUCUGUUGACACGGUUUCACGCUCGGUGCUACUCUGCUCGAAAGAGUAGUAGUGGGAAAAAAGCACCUAGGACCAAGAAAGUCGAUCCUGAACCGGUGAUGGAAAAUGAGAAAGAUGCAUUCUUUGUGGUGAGAAAGGGAGAUGUUGUUGGUGUUUACAAGAGUUUUGCUGAUUGCCGGGCCCAAGUUGGAUCCUCGAUAUGUGAUCCUCCUGUCAGUGUGUACAAAGGCUACUCUUUGACGAAGGACACCAAGGAAUAUCUCGUCUCAUGUGGGCUUAAGAAUGCUCUCUACACUGUUAGAGCUGCAGAUGUGAAAGAGGAUCUUUUUGGCUUACUUAUGCCGUGCUCUUUUCAAGAGCCAGCUUCUUCAAAGGGUGAAACGUCUCAUAUGGAUGCAGCCAAAAAGAGAUCACAAGAUAUGCUUAAAUCAGAGUAUGGGGGACUGGGAGCACUUGGUUCAAUAGCUGUAGCUGAUCCUGUGAGCAAGCAUAUCAAGUUGGAUCCUUAUGCUGAGGUUCAAAUAGCAUCCUCUAAUUGUCAGUCCUGUAUUCUUGAGUUUGAUGGUGCAUCAAAAGGAAAUCCUGGACCAGCUGGUGCAGCAGCUGUGUUGAGAACUGAUACUGGAAAAGUGAUUUGCAAAUUGCGUGAGGGUUUGGGCAUAGCAACCUGUAACGCUGCUGAAUAUCGCGCCGUAAUUUUAGGGUUGAAACAUGCUCUUAGAAAAGGUUAUUCAAGCAUUUGUGUUCGAGGUGACUCGAAGCUCGUAUGUAUGCAGAUGCAGGGCUUAUGGAAAGUCAAACAUGAGCACAUGUCUGAGUUGUAUGAGCAGGCAAAGAAACUGAAAAAUAAGUUUCUUUCAUUCCAGAUCAAUCAUGUUUUAAGGGAACUGAACGCUGAGGCUGAUGCCCAAGCAAACUUGGCUGUCAAUCUUGCUGUUCCCCAUCCAGCUUUGAGUGAGGGCGUCGUCGAGGGCACUGCCGCUGAUGUAGACGCCAUCUCUGGCGGAGACGAUCUGGUCUACUCUGACCCACCUGUAUCAACCACCGUGAAGCCACUUUUGCCCAACGUCCUUCAACCACGUGUCGUCAUCUACGAUGGGGUCUGCCAUCUUUGCCACCAAGGGGUGAAGUGGGUGAUUAAAGCGGACAAAUACAGGAAGAUCAAGUUCUGCUGUGUUCAGUCAAAGGCUGCUGAACCAUACUUGAGAGUUUGUGGUGUUGAUCGAGAGGAUGUUCUUCGUCGGUUUGUCUUCAUUGAAGGCCUUGGUGUCUAUCACCAAGCUUCCACUGCUGCAUUGAGAGUAUUGUCAUACUUGCCACUUCCGUACUCUGCUUUAAGUGCAUUUUUGAUAAUUCCAACUCCAUUGAGAGACGCAGUUUAUGACCAUGUUGCCAAGAGGCGUUAUGACUGGUUCGGAAAGAGUGAAGACUGCCUAGUUUUGCAAGAGAAUGAGCUCUUGGAGCGUUUCAUAGAUAGGGAAGAAAUGAUGGAUCGUAGUCAAUCAAAUUUGUAACUCAGCUCCCUCCAAUGCAAUUAGACAAGUUUAAUUUUGGUUGUAAAUGUUGCAAGUUGUCAAAGAGUAUUUUCACCUGCUUGCAGUAAAUUUCAAAGCUUUAUUAUCUUA
Theobroma cacao (cacao) is the source of this 1971-nucleotide messenger RNA. The record is from RefSeq and is a predicted model, not a curated record. NCBI's taxonomy places the organism in Eukaryota, Viridiplantae, Streptophyta, Magnoliopsida, Malvales, Malvaceae.